Messenger RNA from Branchiostoma floridae (Florida lancelet), 755 nucleotides. Its product is annotated as failed axon connections homolog. The transcript has 3 exons. Bases 129 to 755 code for a protein of 208 amino acids. The record is from RefSeq and is a predicted model, not a curated record. Gene Ontology annotation, cellular component: cytoplasm. NCBI's taxonomy places the organism in Eukaryota, Metazoa, Chordata, Leptocardii, Amphioxiformes, Branchiostomatidae.
GCUGCUGGAAGUAGGCCCCAGUCGCACCACCAAGUUUACUACACAAGUUCUGCUCGCGCCUACUGUCAAGUUCAGUACUUUUUCAAAAUCAUUCAAACCUAGGACAGCCGCUCCAGGGCCUUGUGAAAAUGUCCGAGUCCCCAGAAAACGUCCAGGGAUCGCUAGCUGCCCUGUACGAGUCUCUCCAGACGUCAGUCCUACAGCUGUUCACGGACCCAACCCAACUGUCCCCGGGCCAGGCUGUGCUGGUCGCCGCCUCUGCGCUGUUUGUCGGGGCGGUGGUGUGGACCUGCUGCGGCGGGCAGAGGCGGACAAAAGUCAAGCUAAGGGCAGAGUUUACACCAGGAAAAGUGUACUACCAUGUACCUGGACCACCUGUGAAGGUCAUCCCAAGUCUGACUCCGUUUGGUAUGAAGCUGGAGACAUAUCUGCGUAUGGCCGAUAUUCCGUACGAGCCCAUGUAUGGGAGGAGUAUGGGCCCAAAGGGUAAAAUCCCAUGGAUAGAGUAUAACGGUGAAGCCAUGGCAGACUCUGGUCUCAUCAUGGAGUUCCUGAACAGGGAGAAAGGUGUGGACCUGAACCGGACCCUGAGUGAUGCAGACAAGGCUGUCAGCAGGGCCUUCACUAAGAUGGUGGAGGAGAACACAUACUGGUACGAGGGCUGCUGCCAAUAUUGCAAACUGCAUUUAGCCAUGGGUAUGCCUAAACACCACAUACGACCACAAAUGACCCAGAAACACCACAAACGACUCUAA